AUGGGAAACAGUUUCCUUUUUUCUUAUUCACCUAUCAGGAGCUUAUCUAGUGCCUAUCCACAAAACAACGAUGAAAUUGCGCUUGAUAUUGACACUAAAGCUGAGUCCAAAACAAUAGAGAAUACAGAUGAAGAUACUAUGCUAGAUUUGCUUCGUGUAGAUAGCUUCUUUCGGUUUCAUGGGAAACUUAUUUCCAAUCCUAUCAGAGCCAGUUCGGACAUUUUGCGAGAGAAUGGGUCGCUCUUACAGGCAUGUAUCUCAACUAAAAUUCCACCAGAAUCGUCAACUUGCCCAGGAAUUGAGACUGUAUACAGGGAAACGGUACGAUCCCAUUCUUCUUCUUUCUUACUUGGUGGAAGGGCUUCAGAAGAGACUCAGAGUACUAGUGAGCCAAAUGCAUGCAAAUUCAAUCUGCCUGAGAGUAGUUCUUCUAAAGAUAAAGUUGAUACGACAACCGAACAGACAUUGGGCGAGAUUGACUCUAAUUCAAUAAGUUGCUUCAUUCAUUCCACUGGCAAGUCGACGGCUUUUGGUCCCUUGACGAUGUGCCCUCCGAUAACUUCAGCAGAGCUGCUAGACAGUCAAUCUGGGCGAUUAUUCUCAAUGAGCAGACCUGUAGGUCAACCUGUCAACCGGGUCGCACCUGUUAAGCUUCAGCCACCCAUUGUUCCAGCAACAGUGGCACACCGCCAGAAGCCCUCUGUGCGCUUCACUACCAGCACAUUUGAUAUACCUCCGAUUAAAAAUAAAGCAUACUUAAAGUUGCCCAAGACCUUACAUAUGUUGAAGAAUAUAUCUAUGCCAUCACCAAGAGAUAGGCACUAUGUGUAUUCACUAUUUAGUUCGCACAGAUCAGAAUCAGGCUCAUAUUCCCCGCGUAUACGACCUAAACCCAAACCAUAUAUCUUAUCAGAGAUCAAACCUACUCAAUCAUCUGAAGCCACACACAUAAGGUUGAUCACUCAGUAA
Phytomonas sp. Hart1 is the source of this 969-nucleotide messenger RNA. Lineage: Eukaryota; Euglenozoa; Kinetoplastea; Trypanosomatida; Trypanosomatidae. The record is from the annotation of a GenBank genome assembly.